Molecule: messenger RNA, 1267 nt
Organism: Heterobasidion irregulare TC 32-1
Lineage: Eukaryota; Fungi; Basidiomycota; Agaricomycetes; Russulales; Bondarzewiaceae
Exons: 9
Coding region: 1-621 (206 amino acids)
Source: RefSeq, a predicted model, not a curated record
AUGACGCUGUUACCAGUCGUCCUAUACUAUGACCAUAUCAUCACGCUCUCCAUGGAGAUCGCGCGCAUUUGGUCCCGCCCCCUCUCUAAGCCAGCUCUCUGGUUUUUUUUGAACCGUUACUUGCCCUUCUUUGGGCAUAUUGUCGUCGUCGUUUUCAUCUUGGGAGGAGUCACCCCCGACGACACAAGCUGUCAGGCAUAUGUCUUAUUCCACCAGUUCAUGCUCAUCUUCAAUCAGGUGGUGGUAGCCGUCCUGCUGAUCCUGCGCACAUAUGCAUUCUAUGGCAAAUCGCGCAGCAUCCUCGCUGCCCUUUCUUUGAUUCUUCUCGCAGCAAUAAUCCUUGCCUGCUGGACUUCAAUCACACAUAAUAUCAGCAUCGUGGUAUCUGGAAAUCCAAUACGUGGGUGUCACAGUGGCCUUUCAUAUGAAAGUGGUGUCUAUAUCGCGAUUGCAUGGGAAGCACAGGCUGUGUUCGACGUGGUCGUAUUCGCACUCACUCUUUACAAGUCCUACCAACAUCAACGGGACCUUGAGUGUUCCCUUGGGUCAAAAGAGGCAGGGUCAGGAAAGGUCGGUUUAGUGGAGCUGUUCAUUCGUGACGGAGCAGUGUACUUCGGGUAACCCUCGCAACGCCUAUACCGUACAGGUUUUUGAUGCUGAUAGUAUUGAAUUAUACAGGGUGAUGGCAUUCGUAAACGUCGUCAACGUUUUGACAUUCUAUUUAACAGCAGUGCGUUUAACAGUCGCGAUUACAUCAUUGUGAAAUCAACCUGUUUGUCACAGGAUAUAUUGCGCGGGUUCUUGUCGACAUUUGCCAGCUGUAUCUCCAUCACAAUGAUGUCGAGACUGAUACUGAACUUGCACGAUGCCUCCUCGCUCCUGCCCUCUACUCACCGAGCGACGCAAUCGAUGGCCUUUGCGUCCAUACAUGGCCCUGUUAACUCUGAUAUGCUUCCGAGUCUGAGGUCAGCGGAUGCGGACGAUGAUCAGGAUGACGAUGAGAUUCAAGAGGUCGAGCGAAGUCACUCCGAGAGGCCGCCUGCAAAUGGACUUGAUCAGGCAUGACGAUCGAAUGGCGGUGCGGCUGAUAAAAUAUAUGGGGCAAGAGCUUGAUUGAGCGAGAUCACCAAGAGGCGUGGGCACCUAAAAACAAUGUACUUUAGGGACGAUUCACAUGGACCUUACAGCUUCAAGCUUGAAGCCUGAUAUCCAUAAAUUUUUCUUCCUUAUUGUUCUACUAAUAUAUGUCUAUGACCUAUUCAGCCUC